This is a messenger RNA of Pogona vitticeps (central bearded dragon), 3481 nucleotides long. RefSeq names its product gamma-aminobutyric acid type A receptor subunit beta3 (gene GABRB3). Gene Ontology annotation, biological process: monoatomic ion transmembrane transport. Gene Ontology annotation, molecular function: extracellular ligand-gated monoatomic ion channel activity; GABA-A receptor activity. The record is from RefSeq and is a predicted model, not a curated record. NCBI's taxonomy places the organism in Eukaryota, Metazoa, Chordata, Lepidosauria, Squamata, Agamidae. Gene Ontology annotation, cellular component: membrane.
GGGUGCUCCCAGAGGCUGAGGAGGCGCCUGCCGCCCGGCGAGAGGUGUCCUGGCAGAACACGCGCCGGGGGUGCCUCUGUGGCAUGGACGCCGUCCAGAACCGCCCAGAAUCUCCUCGGGAGAGAAAGAGGAGGAGGCGCCCCUUGGAGCCCCACGGCCGCGCCUCGCUAGUGCCCUGAACGGCGAGUCAAGAGCCCCAAGCCGCGCAGCGUCCUCCCUCUCCGGGCAAGGCAGGCGGCAGACGACCGGGAGGGCUCCUCCUCGAGUGUGCGCGCGUUGUGUGUGCUGUGGGGGGGGGGAGAGGGAUCAGGGGGAAAAAAAACCCUCCCCUCCGUAUCUCUAGCUCUGGCUCUCCUCCCCUCCUUCGGAGCUUCGCAACCGCCUCAUGCGUCGGCCAGGCGGGAGGGGGGCAGCGUCGGAGGAGGGGAAGGAUCGGGGACUGUCGCCUUGCCUCUUCCUCAGCGGCUUUCGGGCAGCCGGAACCGCACGCGGCGGCGGCGGCGGCAAGAGAGAGAGAGCCCGGAGCGGAGGGAUGUGGGGCUUCGGGGGAGGCAGGAUCUUCGGCAUCUUCUCCGCUCCUCUCCUGGUGGCCGUGGUCUGUUGCGCCCAGAGUGUAAACGAUCCUGGAAACAUGUCCUUCGUGAAAGAAACUGUGGAUAAAUUGCUGAAAGGUUACGACAUUCGCCUCAGACCAGAUUUUGGAGGCCCUCCAGUCAACGUUGGGAUGAACAUAGACAUUGCCAGUAUAGACAUGGUGUCUGAAGUCAACAUGGACUACACAUUAACUAUGUAUUUUCAACAAUACUGGAGGGAUAAAAGAUUAGCCUAUGCUGGGAUUCCUCUCAACCUUACGCUUGAUAACAGAGUAGCAGAUCAACUGUGGGUGCCUGAUACUUACUUUCUAAAUGACAAGAAGUCGUUUGUGCAUGGUGUCACGGUUAAGAACCGGAUGAUUCGCCUUCACCCAGAUGGCACAGUAUUGUAUGGCCUCAGGAUCACAACUACAGCAGCUUGCAUGAUGGAUUUAAGGAGAUAUCCAUUAGAUGAGCAGAAUUGUACACUGGAAAUAGAAAGCUAUGGAUACACAACAGAUGACAUAGAAUUCUACUGGAGAGGUGGGGAGAAUGCAGUAACUGGAGUGGAGAGAAUUGAACUUCCUCAGUUUUCUAUUGUAGAAUACAAACUUGUGUCCAGGAAUGUUGUUUUUGCCACAGGUGCCUACCCAAGACUGUCGCUGAGUUUCAAACUAAAGAGGAAUAUCGGAUAUUUUAUACUUCAGACCUACAUGCCCUCAAUACUGAUUACCAUUUUAUCAUGGGUAUCCUUCUGGAUCAAUUAUGAUGCAUCAGCUGCAAGAGUUGCUCUUGGUAUUACCACUGUACUUACUAUGACAACUAUCAACACUCAUCUCAGAGAAACUUUACCUAAGAUUCCCUACGUGAAAGCCAUUGACAUGUAUCUUAUGGGCUGCUUUGUAUUUGUCUUCUUGGCCUUACUUGAAUAUGCCUUUGUCAACUACAUCUUCUUUGGGAAAGGCCCUCAAAGGCAGAAGAAACUUGCUGAAAAGACAGCCAAAGCAAACAACGAUCGUUCCAAAUUUGAAAGCAACCGGGUGGAUAUGCAUGGAAACAUUUUGCUAACAUCCCUCGAAAUUCACAAUGAAGUUGCAAGCAAUGAAGUCACUACCAGUGUCACAGAUCCUCAGAAUUCAACCAUAUCCUUUGACAACUCAGGUAUCCAGUACAGAAAACAGAGCUCACAUCGAGAAAACCUUGGCAGGCGCACAUUGGACAGAACUAGCACCCACAGCAAGAAGAGUCAUUUACGGAGAAGGUCUUCUCAGCUAAAGAUAAAAAUUCCUGACCUAACAGAUGUGAAUGCCAUAGACAGAUGGUCCAGGAUGGUGUUCCCAUUCACAUUUUCUCUUUUCAACUUAAUCUACUGGCUAUACUAUGUCAACUAAACUGACUUCUACUUUUUUUAAAGAAAAGACUUCGACAAGCAAAAUAGUAUUCUGCCUGUUAUUUUGUAUUUGUACAUAAGAACUUUUACAGACUAUAUAUAAUAUAUAUAUAUACAUACAUACAUACAUAUAUCUAUCUAUCUUUAAAAACUAUUAAUGUGUGUACAUAUAUUGUGAAAGAAUGUUUAUUAUAUCCAUUGGGCAUACACAUAUACACUAUAAAUAUACAUACACACACCCACCUUCCUAUGGAUGUUAAUGGAUAAAUUCACACAGAAUGCACUUAAAUGAACUUCUUUUAAAAAAAAGAGAGAGAGGCAACAAUUUUGAGUACAAUAGGCUUUGAGAAAACAAGUGUUGCAUAAGACCACAAAAUAGGUUUUCUGAUCUCUAGGAUUCCAUCUCAUCAGAAAUUUGUAAAACUGUUUGCCAAAACUAUUAUUUAUACUGCUCAUUAACUGACACAAUUACACUGUUAAGUUUAUAAAGUAAUUUAUAUUUAAUAUCACAUUUCAAAUAAUUGAUCCAUGUUGGUUUUGUGUUCUCAUGUUUUGUUUUGUUUUGCUUUACAUAUUCUCUUAAAUAAUUUUAUCUGUAGUGAAGUGGACAUUUUUCAGCAAUCUUUACAUUCACAUAGGGAGAAAAGAAAUGGAUUUGUUCAUCCACCUUCAGGAUCUUUUCAGCAAUGAGGAGGAGUGUCUUUUAAUGAGCACUUCCAGUGCACAACAGAAUGGCCAGAAUCCUAUUCAGUAGGUUCUUCCUUCCCAGUGGGAAUGAUGCCAUUGUCUGUGACAGAUUGCCACAGAUUAAAGACUUCUCUUUUUUUCAAUUGUGGGUUGCAUGCAAUUUCAUCUCAGUAGCUGAAAUCUUGUUUGUGAUGUAAGCCAAAGCGUAACAUUCCUUCAAUUCUGCUGCUGCCAUGAUUGUGGGUUCUGCUGCUGCCAAGAUUCUCAGGGGCCAGAAGCACAUGUACCACUAUCCCCGAGAAUUGCAACAGGAGCACCUUGUUUCUUAGGGAGGAACAGACAGAACAUUAUGAUUUGGUUUAAGUUAUAAACAAGAUUUCCACCACUGUUGCUCCCUGACCCAAAAUCCAAAAUAAAAGGCUUUAAUCAGUGGCAAAUUGCUCCUGAAAUGAUAUCAUUUCCAUUGUGCAAGUGGAGCUGCAGAAGAGAAUUUCAGCCAAUAUUUUAGCUUGAACUUCUCUUCAAUCACUAUGAUGUUUUGAUGGGGCAGCAUGUUAUUACAGGAAUGUUGCUUGAAAUGAAAGCAUUGCUGAUAUUUUUCAGGAUUUUACUAUGAUUUGGGCAUAAUGUGUUAAAAAGUAAUUUCCAACCCGUAAUUUUGAAAUUUAAUAUUUUAGGUACUAUAGCUCAACACUGGUACUUUAAAUAACAAGGUCUCACGUUACAAUAGGACCACAGUAUAUAUGGGAAAUCAGUUCCAAGUCACACCACCCUGGAUGCUGAAAAACAGAAUAUUGAGCGCUACACACUGCAUGGUCUCUGGCUCCCUUUA